This is a messenger RNA of Pelagomonas calceolata, 2750 nucleotides long. The record is from the annotation of a GenBank genome assembly. NCBI's taxonomy places the organism in Eukaryota, Pelagophyceae, Pelagomonadales, Pelagomonadaceae.
GUACACUAGCCUCAAAGCCAGGAAGAGCGCCAGCUUGGCGCUGUGUGAGGCUCCGGAGCGGGCUUGAACACGCGUGGCAUAGUGGUUUCUUCCUCUAUUACAAUUGCCGCAGCGCGAGAUCACCGGUCGCCGCGAAUAACGCGUUGUCAGAGAGCUGCUCUCCGGUGAGUGCCACCGCAGCGCGAGGCCACCGGCACGCCUGUCGCCGCGGGCUACACGUUUGCAGCAAAAAGCUCUCAGAGAGGAAGAUGGUCCGCUUCACGCUCGACGACCUCGACGUCUUCUUCCCCUACCCCUCGUUGUACCCCGAGCAGUUCGCGUACAUGUGCGAACUAAAAAAAGCGUUGGAUGCGGAGGGCCAUGCUUUGCUCGAGAUGCCGACGGGCACGGGAAAAACCGCUUGUCUCUUGGCAUUAGUGACGGCCUUCCAGCACGCCCACCCGGAGGCCGGGAAGUUGAUUUACUGCACGCGAACGGUCCCGGAGAUGGAGAAGUGUCUGGCCGAGCUGAAGCGACUGAGGAAAUAUAGGGAUGAAGUACGCGGGGCAAAUGCACCGAAGGCGCCCUUUCUAGCUUUAUGUCUCAGUUCGAGGAGGAAUUUGUGUGUGCUAGAUGAAGUCGUCAAUAGGACCGACAGAGAAAGCGUCGACGCCGAAUGUCGCAAACGCACGGCGUCGUGGGUGCGCGAAGCGAGGGCACAAACCGGAAGCGGACCGUGCUGCUCGUUUCAUGAUACGUGGGCAGCAUUGGGUACUGAUGCGCAAAUUCCCGACGGCGUCUACGACGCCGAAGACUUACGAAGGUUAGGUAGACGUACUGGCUGGUGCCCCUACUUCGUCGCGAGACACGCGAUCCAGCACGCGAAUGUCGUCGUGUACAACUAUCAGUACAUGCUCGAUCCUCGGGUGGCCGGUCUAGUCACGAGGGAGUUGGAGAAGGAGUCGAUUGUGGUCUUCGACGAGGGCCACAAUAUCGACAACAUUUGUAUCGAAGCUUUGAGUGUGGAGCUAGACGACAAGUCUUUACGAGCGGCGGAGCGGUGCGCGAAGAGACUUGGUAGGAAAGUCGACCAAUUGAAAGAAAGCGACGCGCAGCGCGUGCGCCAGGAGUACGACAAUUUGGUGAGGGGUCUAGGCUUGAACCAGGCAGCACCUAGAACAGAUGAUGCGCCGGGUGGGCCCGCGGCGCCUUUGCCCGACGAAUUAUUGAGAGAGGCCGUGCCCGGCUCGGUAAGAAGGGCCGAGCAGUUCCUCCAGAUGUUGAGGUUGCUCGCGCAGCAUUUACUGCGACGAUUAUCCUCACAACGCGUGGAGGUCGAGAGCACGACGGCUUUUUUAGCCGGUUUAGAACAAAGGACGACGCUCCAAGCGAAGCCUUUGAAGUUCUUCCACGCGCGGUUACAGCAACUCCUCCGAACGUUACGAUGUGUGGAAGUAGAGGACGCGCGAGCUCUUGGUAGAGUCGCCCAGUUCGCCGCCACGGUCAGUACGUACGCGGAAGGCUUUUCGAUCGUCGUCGAUCCGUUGCGGAGGGGGUCGUCCGGCGUGCCCGAGCCGCAACUGGAUCUGGCGUGUCUCGAUGCAUCUCUAGCGUUAAAACCGGUCGUCGAACGGUUCCGGUCUGUCGUGUUGACGUCUGGAACAUUAUCUCCGUUAGACUUGUACCCCAAGCUGCUGAACUUCGCGCCGGUUGUGCGGGCGUCGCUGCCGAUGUCGACCUUCCGACCUUGUAUCUUACCGUUAGUUGUGAGCAAAGGUGACGACCAACGGAAGGUCUCGACGCGGUUCGAAAGCAGAGAUGGCACGGACGUCGUGAGGAACUACGGCGGCUUGCUCGUGCAGCUUUGUGAGGUCGUGCCGGACGGGUUGGCCGUGUUCUUCACUUCUUAUUCUUAUAUGGAACGGGUCGUCCAGCAGUGGGACCAUGAUGGUACCUUACAACGUAUCUUAACGAGGAAGCUCAUCUUCGUCGAGACCAAAGAUGUGCUCGAGACGACGCUAGCCUUGGAGAAUUACCGAAGAGCUUGUGAUAGUGGUAGAGGGGCUGUGUUCUUCUCGAUUGCUCGCGGCAAGGUCGCGGAGGGCAUUGACUUCGAUCGACACUACGGCCGCUGUGUAUUGAAUAUCGGCGUGCCCUUCCAGUACACGCAGUCUCAUGUGUUGCGGACUAGAUUAGAAUUCCUCCGCUCGAAACAUAACAUCCAGGAGGGCACGUUCCUGACGUUCGACGCAUUACGACAGACCGCCCAAUGCGUCGGGAGGGUGGUCCGUUCGAAGACGGACUAUGGAGUUGUUGUGUUAGCAGACGAUAGAUUUGGAAGAAAAGAUAAGCGGAGCAAGCUGCCGGGCUGGGUGCGCCAGUUUCUGAGUGAUGCGCAGCUCGACCUCAGUACAAGUAACGCGCUGGGCGCCGUGCGCGGCUUUUUGAGGCGCAUGGCGCAGCCGGUAGACGAUAGGGAUUUGAAGCAGAUUCUUGUGGAUGAGCGGCGGCUGCGGGAGCUGCUCGCGGACCGGGCGCGCGAGAACGCGUGUGCGCCGCCGCCGAUCCCGGCGCCUGUUAAUCCCGCACCGCCUCCCCCAGCGGCGCCGGCGCCGAUGGACGUCGAAGCGGCGCCGCCCGCGCCGGACGGAAGGAUGGACGUCGACGCGAUGCCCCCGGCAGCGCAUCGCGUCGGUCCACACGUCGUCCAGGCCGCCGCCGAGGCCAAGGACGACGCGGGUAGUUGUUGAUGUAAUUGUUUGUGCACAGUC